Messenger RNA from Halichondria panicea, 3115 nucleotides. Its product is annotated as sushi, von Willebrand factor type A, EGF and pentraxin domain-containing protein 1-like. The record is from RefSeq and is a predicted model, not a curated record. Lineage: Eukaryota; Metazoa; Porifera; Demospongiae; Suberitida; Halichondriidae. The transcript has 16 exons. Bases 59 to 2956 code for a protein of 965 amino acids.
CACCACCCCCAUUCUAGAGUUUCAUAGUAAACUCCAGUACUGAAAAGCAAACUGAAUAAUGGUGCACAUUGCUGUAUCCAUCUCAGUGAUUCUAGCAGUGUUCACCUGUCAGAGCACAGCCCUAUAUGUGCCAACAAUAACUUGCAGUGCUCCUGUUGCUCCAGAGAAUGGAUAUUUCCGCCCUGUAAAAUCUCACUACCCCAUCGGAUGGAAAGUGGUAUUCCUAUGUAAUGAGGGAUAUGAGCUCUCGGGCUACACCCAAUCUGUUUGCAAACUCGUUUUCAAAUAUUGGAAAAGAGUUGGGGUUUGGAAUUUCCCACCACCAGUAUGCAAACGAGUCCAGUGCCCAGCUCUGAUUGCCCCAGCUAAUGGCAACGUGCAUGUAGGAGGUAGGUACCCUGGAAACAGAGCAGACUACUCCUGCAAUGAUGGGUUUAGUCUGAAGGGUGUGGGAUGGAGAAAGUGUCAGGACAACGGACAUUGGACGGGAGAAGCCCCAAUCUGUGAAAGAGUCCAGUGCCCAGUUCUGAUUGCCCCAGAUAAUGGCAACGUGCAUGUAGGAGGAAGGUACCCUGGAAACAGAGCAGACUACUCCUGCAAUGAUGGGUUCAGUCUGAAGGGUGUGGGAUGGAGAAAGUGUCAGGACAACGGACAAUGGACGAGAGAAGCCCCAACCUGUGAAAGAGUCCAGUGUCCAGCACUGAUUGCCCCAGAUAAUGGCAACGUGCAUGUAGGAGGAAGGUACCCUGGAAACAGAGCAGACUACUCCUGCAAUGAUGGAUUUAGUCUGAAGGGUGUGGGAUGGAGAAAGUGUCAGGACAACGGACAUUGGACGGGAGAAGCCCCAACCUGUGAAAGAGUCCAGUGCCCAGCUCUGAUUGCCCCAGAUAAUGGCAACGUGCAUGUAGGAGGAAGGUACCCUGGAAACAGAGCAGACUACUCCUGCAAUGAUGGGUUCAGUCUGAAGGGUGUUGGAUGGAGAAAGUGUCAGGACAACGGACAAUGGACGAGAGAAGCCCCAACCUGUGAAAGAGUCCAGUGCCCAGCACUGAUUGCCCCAGCUAAUGGCAAAGUGCGUGUAGGAGGAAGGCACCCUGGAAACAGAGCAAACUACUCCUGCAAUGAUGGGUUCAGUCUGAAGGGUGUGGGAUGGAGAAAGUGUCAGGACAAUGGACAAUGGACAGGAGAAGCCCCAACCUGUGAAAGAGUCCAGUGCCCAGCUCUGAUUGCCCCAACUAAUGGCAAAGUGCUUGUAGGAGGAAGACACCCUGGAAACAGAGCAGACUACUCCUGCAAUGAUGGGUUCAGUCUGAAGGGUGUGGGAUGGAGAAAGUGUCAGGACAACGGACAAUGGACAGGAGAAGCCCCAACCUGUGAAAGAGUCCAGUGCCCAGCUCUGAUUGCCCCAGCUAAUGGAAAAGUGCGUGUAGGAGGAAGGUACCCUGGAAACAGAGCUGACUAUUCCUGCAAUGAUGGGUUCAGUCUGAAGGGUGUGGGAUGGAGAAAGUGUCAGGACAAUGGACAAUGGAAGGGAGAAGCCCCAACCUGUGAAAGAGUCCAGUGCCCAGCUUUGAUUGCCCCAGCUAAUGGCAAAGUGCGUGUAGGGGGAAGGUACCCUGGAAACAGAGCAGACUACUCCUGCAAUGAUGGGUUCAGUCUGAAGGGUGUGGGAUGGAGAAAGUGUCAAGACAACGGACAAUGGACGGGAGAAACUCCAACUUGUAAAAGAAUUCUUUGUCCAGCACUUAAAGCUAUAAAAUUCGGCAAAAUACGUGUUAGCGGCAGGAAACCAGGAGAGAGAGCUGACUACUCAUGUAAUGCUGGGUAUGAUCUCAUGGGUGUGGAAUGGAGAAAGUGUCAGGACAACGGACAAUGGACAGGAGAAGCCCCAACCUGUGAAAGAGUCCAGUGCCCAGCUCUGAUUGCCCCAGCUAAUGGAAAAGUGCGUGUAGGGGGAAGGUACCCUGGAAAGAGAGCCGACUACUCCUGCAAUGAUGGGUUCAGUCUGAAGGGUGUGGGAUGGAGAAAGUGUCAGGACAACGGACAAUGGACGGGAGAAGCCCCAACCUGUGAAAGAGUCCAAUGCCCAGCUCUGAUUGCCCCAGCUAAUGGAAAAGUGCGUGUAGGGGGAAGGUACCCUGGAAACAGAGCAGACUACUCCUGCAAUGAUGGGUUCAGUCUGAAGGGUGUGGGAUGGAGAAAGUGUCAGGACAACGGACAAUGGAUGGGAGAAGCCCCAACCUGUGAAAGAGUCCAGUGCCCAGCUCUGAUUGCCCCAGCUAAUGGAAAAGUGCGUGUAGGGGGAAGGUACCCUGGAAACAGAGCCGACUAUUCCUGCAAUGAUGGGUUCAGUCUGAAGGGUGUGGGAUGGAGAAAGUGUCAGGACAAUGGAAAAUGGAAGGGAGAAGCCCCAACCUGUGAAAGAGUCCAGUGCCCAGCUUUGAUUGCCCCAGCUAAUGGCAAAGUGCGUGUAGGGGGAAGGUACCCUGGAAACAGAGCAGACUACUCCUGCAAUGAUGGGUUCAGUCUGAAGGGUGUGGGAUGGAGAAAGUGUCAAGACAACGGACAAUGGACGGGAGAAACUCCAACUUGUAAAAGAAUUCUUUGUCCAGCACUUAAAGCUAUAAAAUUCGGCAAAAUACGUGUUAGCGGCAGGAAACCAGGAGACAGAGCUGACUACUCAUGUAAUGCUGGGUAUGAUCUCAUGGGUGUGGGAUGGAGAAAGUGUCAGGACAGUGGGAAGUGGACAGGAGAAGCUCCGUCUUGCAAAGCAAAGACCUGCCCAGUGUUACCCAAAAUCAAGAAUGGGUGGGUGAAGAUUACUGAUACACACUUUGGCCAGGUGGCUAAGUACAGCUGCGCCUUGGGAUUUAACCUUGUUGGGGCCAGCAUUCGUGUGUGCAGAGCUGGUGUGUGGAACAAUAAUUCUCCAAAAUGUGUUGCCAUUCACUACUGAUGAAUAUGGCAUUAUACCUACUAAACUGGAAAUCAUAGAGAUUAUAUGACUUAAUUGUGUACAGACUAUAUAUAGCUACUAACUUGUAUUGCCUAGCUUGUUUAAUGAAAUUCAAGCACAACUUUAUGUUCAUUCACUCUACUACUUACAUGCAGUAAC